Molecule: messenger RNA, 5208 nt
Organism: Salpingoeca rosetta
Lineage: Eukaryota; Choanoflagellata; Craspedida; Salpingoecidae
Product: aqr protein
Exons: 16
Coding region: 29-5008 (1659 amino acids)
Biological process (GO): mRNA splicing, via spliceosome
Cellular component (GO): catalytic step 2 spliceosome
Molecular function (GO): mRNA binding; helicase activity
Source: RefSeq, a predicted model, not a curated record
CGCCCGUGUACGUUCGAAGCUGGUGGAUAUGAAGCGCAAGCACCACGAGACAGACGCUGCAGCGGCAAGGCAGCCCAGCAAGGCUGCGCUCGCACGGCAGCGUGAUGAAGAGGCCAUCGCAAAGCUCGCCAGUGAACACUGGCCAGAGAUCGCGACAGGGCCAAAGCCAGAGGUCGUGAAGCAGCUCUACACAGAGCUCCGCGCCAAGCGCUUUCCCCAACACAAGGUGUCUGCGCUGGAGUUCUCCUUGCUGCUGGAAAACCUUCUGUGGCCCACGUUCACGGCCGACUGUGGCCAUGAACACCUCAUGUGCAUGGUGCUCAUGGUCAACGAGAAGUUCCUCGAGGGCCACGACCCGUGGGUCGAGCUCUGCGCUGCAGACAAGGAGCAGCUCCUCACCUUCUUCGAGACAGCCUUCACCACAUGCGCCAACCCCAAAGAUCUGUCGUACCUCGAACGCAAGCAUCUCAACAUCUUCCUCAUUCGCUGCUUCCAAAGCCUGGAGCACGAGGUGAUGCGGGAGUUUCUGCAGCCGUACAUCAGCCUGAACACGUGGCACGCCCUGCUGCCGGAGCAGCGCCAGGAGCAGUUUGAGCAGCAUCCGCGCCUCGCAAAGGGCUGGAAGAAGCUCUUAAAGCGCCUCAAGAAAAUGCCCGACGAUGAACAGACGGUGAUGCUGCAGAAGCAUCUGUUUGUGUAUGACCUGAUCAAGGGCUUCUUCGCUGCCCUGGAGUCAAUCACCGCCGACGCCCCCGACCGCCAUGCAAUCGCAUUUUGCGAGCGCUUUCUCGAGCUCCUCGUCGACAUUGAGGCGCUGCUGACGACCCGGCGCUACCUCAACACGGUGGUGCGGGCGUGCAACGUGGUGUCUGUGUGCCGCCUCUCUGCGCUGUUCUCCCUCCAGGACCGCGGACAUCUCUUCCGCCAGCUGACGGAGAUGCUUGAGUUCUAUGUUGGCUUUGAGAUUGAUGACUUUACGGGCGAGCCCCUGACCGACGACAUGAUGACGGCCCGCAACUACGACGAGAUGCACCGCCUCCAGCGCGCCGCCUUCCAGCACUUUCGCGAGCGGCUCCAGGACUUUGCCUUCAGUCACGUCAGCGGCAUCAACACCCGUCAGGCGCUGGUGCAGUACCUUGAGCGGCUGGACGACGACCGCCUUCGCGAGCUGUGUGCGCACAUGUGCAUCGGCAUGCCGACGAGCACGACGGCAGAGGAGGAGGCCAUGGGCGGCCCCACCGUCCGCACGUCCACGGCGCACAUGUCGCGCGAGCUGAUGACGGAGGUGCUGUGCUCGCGGUUCACGCGGCGGCAGUCGCAGCUGGACGAGCUCAACGAGAUGCCGCUCUUCCCGACAGAGAAGCUCCUGUGGGACGAGAACCUCGUGCCAACAGACCUCUACCGCAACCAGUGCCUUGCCCUGCCCAAGCUCAACCUGCAGUUCCUGACGCUGUUCGACUACCUCCUGCGCAACCUGAAGCUCUUCAACAUGGAGAGCCUGUACGAGAUCCGGCUGGACCUGGAGGACCACCUGCCGCGCCUCAGGCCAUACACCAAUGCCCAGGGCAUCGUCAGCUUUGGCGGCUGGUCCCGCAUGGCGCUGCCCGUGCAGGACUUUGCUGUUGUCGAGGUUGCGGCGCCGCACAUUGGCUUCAACCACCCGUCGUCCGUGCGGGCGGACAUGACGGUGACGCUGGACAUGGCAUCACACAUCCGUAGGGAGUGGGAAUCGCUGCGCAAGCACGACGUCGGCUUUCUCAUCAGCCUCCACCCGCCCAUGCUCAACCCAGCAGAGCUCGACACCUCCCUCCCCUUCCCACAACAGUUUGGGGUUGUUGCUGUGCGUGGGUGCGAGAUUGAGGGCAUGCUUGAUGCGCGCGGCCAGCUGGUUGAGGAGCGACCGGAUGUGCGCCCGCAGUUGCCCCGCGGCAACUCCCGCACAUUCCGCCUCAUCCUUGACCCAAACCAGUACCAGCUCGACCUCGAUGCUGGAGAGGGCGGGACGGACCUGUACUCGACGUUCAACGUGUUUGUGCGGCGCAACCCAAAGGAGAACAACUUCAAGGCGGUGCUUGAGACGAUCCGCGACCUCAUGAAUACGCGCUGCGUCGUGCCAGACUGGCUGCACGACAUCUUCCUCGGAUACGGCGACCCGGCCGCCGCCCACUACUCAAACAUCAGCUCCCAGCUGGCACACCUCAACUUCAACGACACGUUCCUCAGCCUCGCCCACGUCCGCGCCGCGUUCCCCAAGCACGACGUCGUGUAUGAGGGCGGCGAUGGCGACGGCGAUGACGGUGCGAAGGCCAAGCCGCCAUUUGCGCUGACGUUCCCUGUGGAGAUGCCCGAGCGCAAGAUCGACACGCUCGUGCCGCGCAACGUGGCGAAGAAGGGCAAGGCCAAGCCCAAGGCCACAGGCGAUGCCAUGGACGUGUCUGCAGACGGUGGCGAUGGUGAGAAGCGGCCUGUGCUUCGUGUGCAGUCGCUGCACGAGGAGAACCGCGGCCCGUUCCCGCAGGACGCCCCAAAGCGCAACGCGGUCCCGUUUACAGCGGCGCAGGUGGAGGCGAUCCACAGCGGCAUGCAGCCGGGGCUCACCCUCGUCGUCGGUCCCCCGGGCACCGGAAAGACGGACGUCGCCGUGCAGACUAUCUCGAACCUGUACCACAACCACCCGGACCAGCGGACGCUGAUUGUGACGCACUCGAACCAGGCGCUGAACCAGCUGUUUGAGAAGCUGAUCCACUUGGACAUUGAGGAACGCCACCUGCUGCGUCUUGGCCGUGGCGAAGAGCUUCUCGAGACAACAAAGGACUUUAGCAGGUACGGGCGGGUCGACUUUGUGCUGCAGCACCGCCUGGAACUGCUGGAGGAAGUGCAGCGCCUCGCCGCCAGCUUGCAAUACCCGAUUGACGUUGCGUCGACGUGCGAGACGUGUGCGCACUUUCACCGCCAGGCGAUCCAGCCGCUGUGGACCGCCUACGCCGACCGCGUGCAGCAGCAGCAGCAGCAUCAGCUGGAACAGAAGCAGGGCGGCGACGGCUCCGAGGCCCUUGCCAUGCUCGCAGCGGAGUUCCCCUUUGCAGCGUUCUUCAGCACGGCGCCGCAGCCGCUGUUCCACGGCCGCAGCUUUGAUGAGGACUGGGAGAUGGCGCUGGGCUGCAUGCGGCACCUGAACCACGUGUUUGAGACGCUGCGGGAGUACCGGCCGUUUGAGCAGGUGCACCGCGGCAGAGACCGCUCAAAGUACCUCCUCACAAAAGAGGCAAAGAUUGUGGCGAUGACAUGCACACACGCAGCCCUCACUCGCAGUGAACUCGUGAAGCUUGGGUUCAAGUACGACAACGUGGUGAUGGAGGAGGCUGCCCAGAUUCUCGAAGUGGAGACGUUUAUCCCGCUCAUGCUGCAGAACACGGAGGACGGAUACAACCGCCUCAAGCGCGUCAUGCUCAUCGGUGACCACCACCAGCUGCCGCCCGUGAUCAAGAACACGGCGUUCAAGAAGUUCUCCAACAUGGAGCAGUCGCUGUUCACGCGGUUUGUGCGACUUGGCGUUCCCCACGUGCUGCUCGACAAGCAGGGCCGCAUGCGUCCCUCCCUCGCAAACCUCUUCCGCUGGAACUACGAAGGCCUGGGUGAUCUGCCGCAUGUGGAGAGUGAGAGCCGGUUCUCGCGCGCCAACCCCGGGUUCAAGUACGACUUUCAACUCGUCGACGUGGGCGACUUCCGCGGCGUUGGCGAGAGCGUCCCUUCCCCGCACUUUAUCCAGAACCUUGCCGAGGCAGAGUACGUGGUUGCGGUGUACAUGUACAUGCGGCUGCUCGGCUACCCGGCUUCGCGCAUCACCAUCCUGACGACGUACAACGGCCAGAAGGAUCUCCUCCACGAUGUCGUGCGCGCCCGCUGCGCCAGUCAUCCGCUCUUUGGCUCCCCGAGCAAGAUUGAGACGGUUGACAAGUACCAGGGUUCGCAGAACGACUAUGUGCUGCUGUCGCUGGUGCGUACGCGCAGCAUCGGAUUUAUGCGGGAUGUGCGGCGUAUGGUGGUGGCCAUGUCCCGUGCUCGCCUCGGCCUGUACGUGUUUGCGCGCGCAUCGCUGUUCAGCCGGUGCAAGGAACUGGAGCCCAUCUUCUCGCAGCUCACGGCGCGGCCAACCAGCCUCAUGGUGUACCCGAACGAGGUGUACGGCCAGACAGACCGCGACGUGGGCACACAGCCGGAGGGCGCAAUGCAGGUGCUGAACAUGCCGCACAUGGCACAGAGCGUGUACAAGAUGGCCAUGGAAAAGGUGCAGUCGCUCGCUGCAACCAUGCCCGCCCCGCCAGUCGCGGACGAGACAGCAGCAGCAGCAGCAGCGGAUGCGGAUGCGGACACAACAGGCGAAGCGCCCGCAGCAAAGGCGGCAAAGGAGGGACCCGAGGAGGCCGAGGAGGCCAGGACAGAAGAGGAGGCAAGCGAAGCCGCCGCCACUGGCGCUGACAUGGCUGAGGAGGCGAAGGAGACAGCUGCGUCCAAACAGGCUGAGACGAAGCAAGCAACAGAGGAGAAGGACAAGGAGCAGGAGAAAGAGAAGGAGAAGGAAGCACAGCCGCAGCAGGAAGAAGUGAAGAAGUCGCGAAGGAGGAGCUCAAAGGGCAAGCGCACGCCAAGACGAAGCCAUGGAAAGGGCAAGAAGGCUGCGGCUGCACAGGCAGCGCAAGAAGAAGAAGAGACGAAGAAGGAAGAUGAGAGUAAGGCCAUGGACACGCAGGAGGAGAAGGAAGAGAAGGAAGAGAAGGAGGAACAGCCAGUUGAAGCCAAUGAGGAUGAAGAUGAGGAUGAGGAUGAGGAUGAGGGCGAGGAAGCCGUCACCUCUGGCGAGAAAUCGCCUGAUUUGACAAUGACCGAAGUCAACAAGAUGAGGGUUGUUGACCUGAAAGCCGCCUUGAAGGAGCGUGACAUUGAGUUCCCGUCGUCCGCGCGCAAGAAGGAGCUCAAGCAGAUCCUGGUCAAGGCGCUGGGUCUCUAACCACACACUCGCACAUGCACAUACAUGCACAAGGGGGCUGCGUUGGUGUGUGCAUGGGGCGUCUCAUCUUCCUCUUCAGUUUGUUUCACUUUGUAGUCGUUGUCGCUGUCAUGUGUGUCUGUGCUGCCGUCACCCGAUAUGCCUGGGCUGUUUGCAUUUCUAAGUGUUGUAUCGCGAAAUGAAUGUCAACCAGCGAAAGC